AUGCGCAUCUGUAGUGCAGGGUCUGAUCCACUGUUAAUAGCCGCUCCUCCACCCCGCCCCAUUCUCCCUCUUUCCAUCACCCCGCCCCAUUCUCCCGCUUUCCAUCACCCUGCCCCAUUCACCCUCUUUCCAUCACCCCGCCCCAUUCUCCCUCUUUCCAUAACCCCGCCCCAUUCUCCCGCUUUCCAUCACCCCGCCUCAUUCUUCCGCUUUCCAUCACCCCGCCCCAUUCUCCCGCUUUCCAGCACCCCGCCCCUUUCUCCCGCUUUCCAUCACCCCGCCCCAUUCUCCCGCUUUCCAGCACCUCGCCCCAUUCUCCCACUUUCCAUCACCCCGCCCCAUUCUCCCGCUUUCCAGCACCCCGCCCCAUUCUCCCACUUUCCAUCACCCCGCCCCAUUCUCCCGCUUUCCAGCACCCCACCCCAUUCUCCCGCUUUCCAUCACCUCGCCCCAUUCUCCCGCUUUCCAUCAUCCCGCCCCAUUCUCCCGCUUUCCAUCACCCCGCCCCAUUCACCCUCUUUCCAUCACCCCGCCCCAUUCUCCCGCUUUCCAUCACCCGCCCCAUUCUCCCGCUUUCCAUAA
Messenger RNA from Closterium sp. Naga37s-1, 582 nucleotides. The record is from the annotation of a GenBank genome assembly. NCBI's taxonomy places the organism in Eukaryota, Viridiplantae, Streptophyta, Zygnematophyceae, Desmidiales, Closteriaceae.